AAUCGGGCGCUAUAUAUACGAAAACUGUUCGGACAUUCCGAGAGAUCGUGUUAUUUAUUUAAUGAUUCGUGCACGAGAUCACGUUUGAGUUAUCGCAGGUUCAUCGCAGGGCCGCGCUGGAAUGCACCGGAAAACACGCAUUCCCUCUUCAAGAGAGCGUGCUAGACAAAUCGUGAGAAAAGGUUGGGACGUAAACACAGGCGAAUCCCCACCGCCUGAAUCAGUCGAUUUAUCAAUUGAUCUAUUUAGGAAGUUCCACACACACACACACACACACGUGCGGCAUAGACGAAGUCACACGCGUGUGACCCGAUGUGGCCCAUGGUCGCGCGAUAGGUAAUCACCGUUUGAUCGCCGGCAGAUUAGCGUCGUAUAAAAGAAAUCACUCAGUCGGCCGGUGUCCCAAAGUCCUCGCGUGUGCGGACAGCAUGACGGCGUUCUUCAUCAUUUACGCGCUACUUCUGACCGGGCGCCUCGUCCGCGGUGUUACGGAGAACGUCGUAACAGUGUCGGGCGACUCGGUGAGACUCGGGCUGGAAUCGGUCCGGGAGGCGACGGGAUGCGUCCUCGAGAGCAACCGGGGCGAAGUGUUGGAAUACACGCCCGGCGAUCGCGAAAUUAGAGGGGACAUCGACCGUAUCGAUUACUCUGGGAGCAACGGGACGUGCUCGGUCAGCAUCCGAGGAGCUAAUAGCACUCACGCGGGUGUGUGGCGAGUGACGGCGUACACCGGGGCGGCGCGGGAGCAGCGCGGCGGAAAGAAGACUGAUAGCCGCGAUGACAAUGGCGCCGCGCGAGCAUUCAAUCUGUACGUUCAGGAGCCGGUCGAUUUACCGUUCAAGCACGUAAGGGUGUGCGACGGACACUACGUUGAUGUCAAGCACGUCAACAACUAUGAGAGUGUCACAGCGUGCAACUUAACGGGACCCAUGGGGCAGUCGGUGGAUCUGCUGGCGGAGACGCGGGGCGACUUUCAACUUUUCGGUCAAUGCGGCGUUCAUAUGAAAGUGCACGUCAACUCGAGCGGCCUCUGGAAGCUCGUUGCGGCCGACAACGAUUUCGCGCUUUACAUCGCGAACUUCAACGUCGACGUGUACAAGCUGGAAGAGGUGGAACAGCCGGGCUCGGCCAAUAUGUCGGUCCUGCAGUGGAUUCGCGGCAACGCGGGCGUGAUCAGACUCCCGGUCAGGCCGAAAAUUUGCCAAAUAGUGGAUCCCAACGGCGCGAUCGUGGCGAUGACGCGCGGCGUGUGUUACCACAACGUGAAAGUCGCCAGCGUCCUGCACGAGGGUGUGUGGCUCGCACGUUACAAUAUCAAUGGGAUGCUGGAGCCUGUCGAGCAGCGAUUCAGAGUCGUGACCGUCGAUCGGAUAACUCUCAAUGCCAGCGUCGAUUACACGGAGAACGCUGGUGUCAGAUUGCUCUGUCGACUGAAAUCGUGGAGAGCAAUUUCUUUGCAAACGUGUAACUUUGUUCGGCCCGACAGCAGGACGAUCUACAUAACGCCCGUAGUCGCCAACGAAAGAUACUCCGCCUACAUUAGCCCGGCGUAUGGAUACGCGAGCAAGGUUUUGGAAUGCGGAAUAACAAUCCGGGAGCUCGCGAGCGUCGAUUAUGGCGCAUGGCGAUGCGACCUUGGCGCCGGCUAUUCUCCCGAUAUGUAUGGAUCUGUGCUUCGGGUUGGCCAUCCUGAUUCUCACGACGGUCACACCGGCGCUAAUGGCAGAGCGGUCGAAACCAGGGCGGACGAUGUGCACGUGAAGCGCGGUGACCCGUUCACGAUAAAGUGCACCGUCGAUUUCGCGCUCAAGUAUUGCUGGCUGCGCAGUCCGAACGGCACGGCAUACUCCGUCACGCAAGGCGAGGAUGUCCAGUACGCUCUUCGUUACAAAGGCGACGGCCUCUCGUACGGCGAGUGCGGAGCGCAAAUUUCGGCAGCCGUCGACUCCGAUGACGGGCAAUGGAGUUGCUUCAUGGGCGUGGUGGACGGCGGCGAGGAAAACGCGACGGUGUCGGUGACGGUGACAGAAAGCUACCUCGCGGCCGAGCAGACGGAAAUAGCCGUCAGCCCUCGGAACGAUCCAGUUCUGUCUUGCCACAUCCUUCCGCGCAUGCUGGACAGAACAGUUCAUUACUGCCGGUGGAUCCGCCCCGACGGAUAUGGAAUUUACAAUGACAUAAGCCAUCGAUAUACGGCCAGCAGCAGCUACUCCCAGUGCAGAUUAGUCAUCCUGAACUACAGCCCGAAAGAAGACGAGGGUCGUUGGACGUGCGUGGCCGGUCUCGCGGGAAGCAACGGUCAGCUGGAGGAGGCAUCGGCGCACGUCAGGAUAUUGCCAAGCGUCAUCAAACCGAAGAAGCUCCCAGUUUUUAUGAUUGUCAUCUUGAGCGCCACAAUGUUGAUAAUGGCGACACUGAUCGUCGCCUUCAUCACGAUCCACAAGAUAAUGUUGAGGAAGAGAUCGUCGAUAUCCAAGGUUCCGCCGGAGUACACACCCUCGAAUUUGUUCCAGUCCGAUUUCGUCAUACAGGGCGGGAAACAAUGCGUGCACUGAUGACUGAGGACGAAUCCAUUAGUCGUAGGCGACUCUUAUCGCGAAGUGUCGAUUGCGCGAUAGGGCCGCAGAGGACAGAGAGAGACGAUGACUAAUUUGCGAGGAGCCCGCCGGUGCUUAGAGAGGGUGGGUGAUUUACGACCGGUCGGUUUACAGGUUGCUAAUUUUUACGCACGCAAUGUGACGCGCGUGACGUUUCUGGUGAUCCCUAACGUCGUUUCCGUUGUUCACAAUUCAAUGUAUCAACACAUCUGCAAAUGUAUUUGGUAGAGCAUCAAAACUGACAGGGAUAUGGUAUAUCGGAGCUUAAUUUCUAGAAACGUCAAUCUUCAAGCGUUUAAAAAAGAUUAUUUGCAAGGAAAUAUAUAUUAAUUUUCGUAAGACUAGAUUACUCUUUCUUUCUCACAUAUUUUAAUAGAGAAAUGUUGCUGGUUUGUAUC
This is a messenger RNA of Dinoponera quadriceps, 2995 nucleotides long. RefSeq lists its product as uncharacterized. The transcript is spliced from 10 exons. Lineage: Eukaryota; Metazoa; Arthropoda; Insecta; Hymenoptera; Formicidae. The record is from RefSeq and is a predicted model, not a curated record. The coding region runs from base 429 to 2555 and encodes 708 amino acids.